Penicillium canariense is the source of this 540-nucleotide messenger RNA. RefSeq lists its product as uncharacterized. The transcript has 2 exons. The record is from RefSeq and is a predicted model, not a curated record. Bases 1 to 540 code for a protein of 179 amino acids. NCBI's taxonomy places the organism in Eukaryota, Fungi, Ascomycota, Eurotiomycetes, Eurotiales, Aspergillaceae.
AUGAUCGCUAUGGUUGGGAUCGCGUUACCAAACCUCUAUCUACGCGAAGCACAAGGGGAGCAUCUUAGCAUGACCGAAAACAUAACUACUACCUUUGAAAUGCUUCGAGGUGAUAUCGGUAUGUGCCACAUGCAAAACCCCGAGCUAGAUGCCGAAACGGCCGAAGCUAUCGAUCAGCCGAACAUGCUAAACGCUGCCACUUUCCAAUCAGACUUCGAAGACAGCAAGGCAAAAAAAGCUGCCAUUGAGCUUUUGAGGUCCUAUUUGACCGAGUUUGAUAUAGCCCUCACCCAGCAGCCAUCCUGCCUAGCUACUAUAUGUACAAACGGGAUUGUUGAUCGGCAACGAACACGACAGCCGUUCCAGCCGUUCAUAUGCAUGCAUUGGGAUGUCCUACUGAAUGAGUUGGGAAGCCAGUUUUGGUGGGCUCAAGGGUCGGGAAUGAUGUUGAUGGCUGAGUUGUUGGAUGAACUACAAUGCCGAGAGAACACAGGAUGGAGGUGUGCAACGCAAUGGCCGCAGCUGAAAACGUGCAUAUAA